Molecule: messenger RNA, 3901 nt
Organism: Sardina pilchardus (European sardine)
Lineage: Eukaryota; Metazoa; Chordata; Actinopteri; Clupeiformes; Clupeidae
Gene: itga2b
Product: integrin, alpha 2b
Exons: 30
Coding region: 25-3168 (1047 amino acids)
Biological process (GO): angiogenesis; cell adhesion mediated by integrin; cell-cell adhesion
Cellular component (GO): integrin complex; external side of plasma membrane
Molecular function (GO): integrin binding
Source: RefSeq, a predicted model, not a curated record
AGAGGGGCAGUAAAGGCUCAGAAGAUGGCGGGGGAGAGAAGGUGUCCGUCUCGGGUGGUUCACCUGCGGCUGCUCCUCCUCAUCAUCGCACCUGGCGUGCACCAAGCACUGAACAUCAACCAGAACAAUGUGACCAUCUACAGCGGGCCAGAGGGCAGCUACUUUGGCUUCUCGGUGGAUUUCUUUAAGGCUUCAGGUCAAGGUAUCAGCCUGGUAGUGGGGGCUCCGCAGGACAACUCAACCCAGACUAAUGUAAAAGUGGGGGGAUCGGUGUAUCACUGUCCCUGGUCAGCAGACGGAGGGACAUGCCAAACAGUGGAGUUUGAUCCAAAGGGUGAUGAAGAGUACAUAGUGGGCGAUGUCACACUGAAGCUGUCUAAAUCGCAUCAGUGGUUCGGGGCGAGUGUGCGUGCCGUGGACCAAUAUAUCCUGGCCUGUGCCCCACUAUUCCACUGGAAUGUCCUCAACAGCUAUGAAGACUCCCAGAACACGCCGGUGGGAAACUGCUUCCUGAAGGAUGUUACCACUGGCCUGGUGUCCACCUACUCCCCCUGCAGGGAUAAACUGGUGGAGUCCCACUACAAAGCCACCAGCUAUGUGAAUGACAAGCGCUACUGCGAGGCAGGGUUUAGUGCUGAUAUCACAAAGAAUGGAACCGUUGUGAUUGGUGCCCCAGGAAGUCUCUACUUUCAAGGUCAGAUCUUCACCGCAACCCUGGAUGAUUUAACUAACCCGAGGAGACGAGCUGAUCCCUACCUCCCAUCAAGGGGUGUCGGGCGGGAAAUUAACGCUUUUCAGGAGAGAUAUUCAAACACAUACAGUGGUUAUUCUGUUACCACUGGAUAUCUCACAGGGGACAGCAUUCAAGAUUAUUUGGUUGGUUACCCUAACGAUCGUGACACGUCUGGAUCAGUCAGAAUCUACAAUGGAAGGCUUGAAUUAAAAAAGAAGUUCUAUGGAACUCAGGUGGCAGCCUAUUUCGGUCAUGCUGUUGCGGUGACUGACAUCAACAGCGACGGGAGAGAGGACAUCCUGAUCGGGGCACCGCUCCAUAUCGAACAGCUAGCCAAUCAGCAGCAGCUGGAGGUGGGCCAGGUGUAUGUCUACCUGCAGCAGGUCCGCUCCAAGUUCAAUGGCCGCCCAGAUCAGACGCUGACAGGUUCUUUGCCCUACGGACGCUUUGGAGCGUCUAUCGCCCCACUGGGAGACCUGGACAACGAUGGGUACAACGAUGUGGCUGUUGGGGCUCCAUCCUCUGAUGGAAAUGGCCGUGUGUUCAUCUACAUGGGGCAGAGUGAGGGUCUCUCCCCUCAGCCUGCCCAGGUCCUGGAGAGCCCCUUCCCCUCCUCACGCACCGCUCCGGCCUUCGGCUUCACUCUCAAGGGUGGCACUGACAUGGACGAUAACGGAUACCCAGAUCUUAUUGUUGGUGCAUGGGGUGUCAGUAAAGUAGCAGUUUACAGAACUCUUGCCGUUGUAAAGACCAAAGCCCAGCUCACCCUCUUCCCUGAAGUGCUAAACCCAGAGGAGAAGACCUGUUCACUCCCCAGGACUCAGAAGGCAGUGACCUGUUUCACUGUCAUGAUGUGUAUCAGUGUCUCUGGGCAUCGUAUUCCCCAAACUCUGGCAUUGAGUGUGGAGCUGCAGCUGGAUAAGAUGAAGCAGGCUCUGACCCGCCGGACUCUGCUUCUCCACAACAGCCAGCCGCAGGAGAGUGUCACGCGCACAGUCCGGACCGCACGGACCAACGACUGCUUCAACGUGACCGCCUAUUUGCGGGCAGAGUCAGAGUUUAAGGACAAGCUCAGUCCCAUCUUCAUUUCGGUCAGCUACACACUGAUCAACACACAGGAGGCCAUUCUUCAGGGCCAGACCUCCGCCAUGGACCAGACACGCAUCAUCCUUGACUGUGGUCCUGACAACAUCUGUAUCCCAGACCUGAAGCUGACCGCUUCUGCCGAGACAUCCCGCCUGCUGAUCGGAGACGACAACCCGGCGCUGCUGGUGGUGGAGGCAGAGAACCGGGGCGAGGGGGCGUACGAGACCGAGCUGUACAUCACUCCCCCCAGCAGCACACACUUCCAGGGCCUGGCUCCAGACAGAGAGGGCUUCAGCAGACUGAACUGUGCGAAUAGGAAGGACAAUGGCACUGUGAUAGUGGUGUGUGACCUGGGGAACCCCAUGCCAGCCGGCCAGAAGCUGAAGGCAGGUCUGCUCUUCAGUGUAGGAAACCUGGAGGAGGUGGAGAGUGAUGUCACCUUCCACAUGCAGAUCAAAAGUAAGAACAGUCAUAACCCGGAUAGUGACCCUGUCUUUCUCAAGAUCAAUGUGAUGGCCUCAGCCGCACUGGAGAUGCAAGGAGCCUCCUCACCUUUGGAGGUGUUCCUGCCCAUCGCUAAGUGGGAGCCAGUGGAGCAGCCAGCCUCUCUGGAGCAACUGGGGCCGUACGUGGAGCACGUCUACAUGCUCCGGAACCUGGGUCCCAGUGCAGUGAACUUGAGGGCAGUGAUGGAGUUCCCCACACAUGGCUUGCUCUACGCCUUUGCCACCGACUCUGAAAACUUCUUCUCUUGUUCUGUCAACAACGCCAGUGUGGACCCCGACAGGCUGGUGAGAACAGAGCCAGUGAACAGAACCAGUGAGGAGGCCCACCACAUCAACAAAAGGGCGGCCCUGACAGACGUUCCCCAAAACCCUCACACACAGAAGCCCAGAGAAACCAUCCAUGUGAACUGCUCCUCUGAAGAUGAUCCAUGUGUGAGGGUGGAGUGUGAGGCGAGGGGGUUGAAGAGGCAGGGCAUCGCCGUGGUGAAGGUCAUGGCCCGUCUCUGGGUCAACACAUAUUUAGAUAGGCCAAAUGAAAACUACAUCCUAGAGUCCCAUGCCUUCUACCGUGUGGUGGGGAUGCCCUCUAAGAUCCUGCCUCAGGAGCUCCCCAGUGGCCAGGCAAAGACCCACACCAGUGUUGUUUGGAAAGAGGAGACGAGGGAGAUGCCCGUGUGGUGGAUCGUCGUGGCCAUUGCUUCUGGACUCCUGCUGCUGGCUCUACUCAGCUACAUAUUCUGGAAGGUGGGCUUCUUCAAGCGCAACAGGCCUCCUUGCGAGGAUGAGGAUGAAGACACACAGAAUCUCAGUGCUGGGCAGACAGAGUAUGCUGAUGUGAAGUGAUCCAAGGACACCUGCAUAUACAGUAAACACAGGCUGAAGACACCAUCCACAUGGGCUUACUUUCUUAUCUGUAAAAGCUUUUAAAGUUGUUUUCUUUUAUCAUUAUGUACAUUUUAGUUAUAUUAUUUUUCAGAGGCUUCAUAAGGACAAUAUGUAAUCUUUUCAUAGUCAUCUCAUUCACAUUUUUAUAUCUAGACUAUUAUCACUUAAUGUUUUAUGUUCAAAGGUCCCAUGAACGUAUCACACAUCCUGUGUUACAUGGUAGAGAACUGAAAGAAAAUAUUUCUGGUCAUUCUAUAUACUCAUUUAUGUACUGCUCGGUAGCAAGCAGGGAGAGGCCUGCAUGGGCCUGUAUGUCACAGCCCUACCAAAGACUAGGUAUGAAAAAAACUCUCAGCUACUUGUUCCAGUGUUGAGCUACAAAUUGUUGCAGAGAGAGAGAGAAAGAGAGAGAGAGAGAGGGCUUCAGAAACAGGGUCUUAACCAUGGUUGUAGCACAAAAGAGCUUUUGGAAAAAUGAAAGAAAAAAAAACAUUUAUCUUAAUCUGUGGAUUAAAAAUAUAAUGUCUGUGCCAUAUCAUCUGUGGGUUUAAUGUGCUUUACUUCCUUCCCUCACGGAUCGUCAUCAUGUGUCGUUAGGCCCAGAUCUGUGCCUCACAUGGCUACUGUCACAGACUUGUGAGCGUCAUCAAACUCAACAGACUUGUGAAACACAUAAAAAACAUAAAAAGAC